Messenger RNA from Engraulis encrasicolus (European anchovy), 2171 nucleotides. RefSeq names its product SLX9 ribosome biogenesis factor (gene slx9). Gene Ontology annotation, biological process: maturation of SSU-rRNA from tricistronic rRNA transcript (SSU-rRNA, 5.8S rRNA, LSU-rRNA). The transcript has 6 exons. The record is from RefSeq and is a predicted model, not a curated record. Gene Ontology annotation, cellular component: preribosome, small subunit precursor; 90S preribosome; nucleolus. The coding region runs from base 125 to 925 and encodes 266 amino acids. Lineage: Eukaryota; Metazoa; Chordata; Actinopteri; Clupeiformes; Engraulidae.
ACCAGUGGUGUGACAACAAACGUGCAGAGGAAAACACAUGCGGCUUCAGCGUAAUUUCAAAGUUAGGUGUUACAUACAGUAGUUGUUUGCAAGCAUUUGGUCUUUGUGAAGGCAUUCAAGCGAAAUGGUUGGAAAGAUAAAGCGUAUCAGACAGAAGCUCCACCAGGACGCUGUCAAAGUUGGCGAGAGUAAUCUGGAGAAAGCCCCUCUGCUCUCCGAGGCCAAGCCUUUUGCCCUGCCUGGCGUCAUCAAGCCCUUCGAUGUGGACAAGAAUGACAAGUCUACAGAUGUAACUUUCAAGGGUUCCUUUCCAGCAGGGAUAUUUGCGGGAACAAAGAUCACGGCUGAGACUCUCGUACAAACUCUGAAAUAUGAUGAGCCGCCAAAGUCCACACCACUCACCACUUCUCAACCAGCAGCAGCAGCAGGCGGAGGCGAAAAGAGGCAGCAGACGAAGAAGGAACGAAUGAAGGAGAGAAGAGAACGCUGGCUCAACAAGAUCAGUGCCAUCAAGACAGCUCGUGAGCAGCACGUGGCCCAGGUGAAGAGGAAGGCCACUCCUGUGGUGGGGGACAUGAAGCCGCUGGUGGACGCCUUGCCAGAACUCAGCCAGCUCACAGCCAGCACCGCAUCCGGCACCGCCAUGGCAACCGCCUCCACCAGCACGCCAAGCAGCAGCCGAGCAGCCAAGAGAGCUAAAGCAGAUAAAGCGGCAACGAAGAAGAGACCGCCUGGCUCCAUCAACCUGAGCAAAAUGAAGCCUGCACAGAAGAGGAAACUAGUGGCGUCGGAGGUGUCGUGGUUCAGUGAGGCGGUGAAGAGUUCGUCUCUGAAGAGCAGCAGCAGCAGCAGCGUUAACCCUUUAGCGGCCAUCACAGAACAACUCAGGAAACGCCUCAAGCAGGAUGAGGAGCAGAGCGGCUAGUCAAUACUGACUAACAUGACGCCUCAUUGGAUAAGAGUUAACCACGCCCCACUUUCACUGGGACAAACGCUUCUUCUGAUUGGAUGAACCCAGCAUUUGUCCCACCCACUUUGAGACUCUUACAAUCUCUCCAACUCACUCACAAACACACACACACACACACAGACAGACACACAUAGGAGAGGGGUAACUAACUUAAUUAUUUAACACAUUCAUUUGGGACAAAGACAAAGCAACUCAAAUGGCCCGAGAAAGACUUUGAAACCCGUCAAAGUAAAGAUGCAGGAGUGGAGUGCUGUGGUCUGAGGGUUGUUCUUGUUGUGACUCUGGGGACUAUACUAGUUAAGAUAAGUUAAGAGGUAAAUCAUCUAAUAGAAGAGCCUGCAGUCCUCAUUUUCUUAAGAAAAGCUCUUGUAUUAGAUGAUUUACCGCUUAACUUAACCUUAACUUAUCCUGAACCAGCUUUAUUGUAUAGUCCCCUGGUCUGCUUGAUGUUGUUCUUGUUGUGCUGCCGGAAUGGCAGAGGAGAACAUGAGGAUGUGUUUGAUGUUCCAGUGUAUCAGAGGAGCGCGCUCAACUUCUGGAGUUAAAUAAAUAACUAUGGAUGCACGAAAAAGCUACAAACUUAAAGAAGAGGGAAACAUCCGCACUAACAAGCUGAGUCUCAUUAUUUAUUUAUCAAUUACCACCAUGUCCACAAGCAGACGCGUUUCGCCUAUUACAACGCACUGGUAUUCGAUAAAUACAGUAAAGCAUGGGACUCGGUGUGGGAGUGCGGAUUUUUCCUCUUCUUUGAUAUGUGUGAUGUCACCUAUCAAUGUGUGUGAUGUCACAUAAGGAUGUGUAGUAUGGUCUGGGGAGGGGGUGAGUGAAUAACCUCUCUAUACUGUACCUCUGGGUCAUACACUCCCCCUCAAGUUAUUGUGUUGCAUCGGUUUUAUUAUUAAAACUCACUUGUUGAGUUGUUAAAGUUGAGCGAUUAAGUGUCCUCAUUGAAGUUAACCUCGUUAACUUUGUUGGUUUCACACCAAGACAGUGACCGUUUACCUGUGUGUUUGGGGUCAUUGUGUUUUGAACCCGCCAUUUCAAAAUUCUUAAUAAGCACACGACUACAUGCUCUCUUCAAGGGUUUUACUGUAAUAUAUGAAGAUGGAUCCAUGAUGCGUUACAUGAACACAACAGACGCAUGAUACAUGGUGGGACUACAGUAAUGAAUUGAAGUAAAUCAUUUAAGAAUGUUUGCGAA